This is a messenger RNA of Patella vulgata (common limpet), 3450 nucleotides long. RefSeq lists its product as uncharacterized. The transcript has 18 exons. Lineage: Eukaryota; Metazoa; Mollusca; Gastropoda; Patellidae. The record is from RefSeq and is a predicted model, not a curated record. Bases 418 to 2307 code for a protein of 629 amino acids.
GAAUUUCUGUUUUUGUCAUGCAACGCUCAGCCGAAGUGGAGUAUCGAGAUUUAAUAAUACUUCACUUUAUAUAUUAUAAUGUAAAGUAAAUGUUUUCGAGGGCGUGUUUGUGGUGGAAACUUCUGUGUUAGGUAACAUAUUGUUUUAAACUCAAAAAUUAAAUGGUGUGUGUUAUCGAGCAUUAUCGAAUAUUACAUUCUCGGAAAAAAUUAUAUAGUAUUGUCUACAGUAAUGCUAAACUUAUAAUAAUGGAUGGUGAUACAAAGUCUACGCAAUCAACAUAUAUUUAAUUCAACAAAUUUAAAGAUGUAUUUGGUUGUUACGUGCCGUCAUGAACUACACAAGCUAGAGAAGAUUCCUUUUGAAAUUUCACUGCCUCUAUUGUUGGAAUGACAAGCAUCGGAGAAAAUUGAAUGCAUGUACUCUAUAACACAUCUUGACAAAGAAUUUGCCGCUGUUUUCUGUAUCGAUAUUCACCUUUAUAGAAAUCUAAGGAUUUGCGAAAUGUGGGCUGUUUUAUUGACAACAGCUUGUAUCAUAGUUAAAGUUAGUGGAGAUAUUGAUUUGGACCUUAAGAAAUUACAACAAGAUUUUUAUCAAUGGCGAUUAAAAGAUUCUCCAGAAUUUUCUUCGGAAAUUGGACAAGUUGAAUACAAUGACCUUGUCACAGAUUUCAGUGUUCAGCAAUUCGAUAGAAGAAAGAAAAUCGUUGAAGACUAUAUCAUGAAAUUAAAUAAAAUAGACAGAAUACGCUUGUCUAAAGAUCAACAGUACAGCUAUGAUGUCUUCUUGGAUACCAUGCAGACCUUCGUCGAUAAUUACAAAUGGAGAUACUAUGGAGCCCUGAAUCCCAUUACAGCCAUAGAGGGGUUUCAGACAGAUCCAGCUUUUUUUCUGAAGGUAACACCAUUUGAUACAAAGGGAGAUUUUGAAAACUACAUUGCUCGUCUUAUAGCAUAUCCAAAACAGAUUGACCAGAUUAUUGAAAGAUUCAAUAUGGCUAUCAAGGUUGAAGCAACGUAUCAUAAUGUGACCAUAUCUCAUGUUCCAAGUCAACUGGCAAAGCUAAUAGUAUCAGAUCCUACACAAUCGGUUUACUUCACACCAUUUAAUGAUACUAUUAAGAAACUGACCGUACCACAAGCUGAAAUAUACGAUAUGGUAAAAAGAGGAAAAGAAGCCACGGCUAAUUUCAUUAAAUCUAUAAAAGUAUUAAAAUCUUUCAUAGAAACGACAUAUAUGUCAAAUACGAGAAAGUCGUAUGGGGUAGAUGGGUGGAAAGACGGACAGGAGUAUUACAAAGCCUGUUUAAAAUGGCACUUAUCAACAGAUAUGUCUCCAGCAGAAGUUCACCAAAAAGGCUUAGAUGAAGUUAAAAGAAUUAAAGAAGAGAUUACAAAGUUAAUGAGGGAAAAGGAAGAUUUUAAAGGAACGUUAUCUCAGUUUUAUCAAAUUAUUAAAGCACGGCCAUCGCUUCACAUGUCAAACGGUGGAGAAUUAUUACAGGAAUACAAUAACAUUAUAUUUAAAAGAAUUUACCCAGCUCUACCAAAGAUGUUUAAGAAUUUACCUGAUUUAAAAGUUGUGGUAGAAGAAGAACCCUAUGAUGGUCCUGGUGGUCAAUAUAUUAUUGGUACUGAAGACGGUUCUAGACCAGGAGUAUUUCAAGUUAACCUAUUAAAACCUGCAGAAUCACCAACAUUUAAUAUGAUGGCUUUAAGUCUACACGAAACUGUUCCUGGUCACCAUUUACAAGGUGGUUACGCAUUGAAGGCUGGUCUUCCAGGAUUUCAGAAGAAUAUAGAAUAUGAACGAUAUUUCGCCAUUCCUUACCAUUUCCCAUUCUAUACGGCAUAUACAGAGGGCUGGGGUCUGUAUGCCGAGUCAUUGGGCGAGGAUCUGGGACUAUACAAGAAUUACAUGGAAUUAAUAGGACGAUAUGGUUUUGAAAUAUUUAGAGGUUGCCGUCUGGUUGUGGAUACAGGUCUGCAUUAUUUUAAAUGGAGUAGAGAGCAAGCAGUACAAUAUAUGAUUGAUAAUACACCUUUACCUCGUGCUGAAAUAGAAACUGAGGUCAAUAGAUAUAUAACAUGGCCAGGACAGGCAUGUGCUUAUAAAAUAGGUGAAAUGAAAAUAAGAGAGCUGAGAGAAAGAGCUAGGACAGCACUAGGUAGUAAGUUUGAUAUCAAAGAUUUCCAUUCGGUCAUACUCACCCAUGGACCCGUUCCACUAAAUCUCCUGGAAACUAUUGUCAACGAUUGGAUAAAGGAAACGGUUAACUAUCAUUCCGCAGGAAUUGUAGGUUGAGUUGCUAUAUGGAUGACAUUCGGAAAUUAUCUAAUAAAAUGAAAAUUGUUUAGAUAAUAGUUGAAUCGUUUAUUGUUUUACUUUGAGUCUUCUUACUGCCUCUAAUUUUUGUGAAUACAUCCGUGAAAGAACUUUACGGUUAGAUCUAUUUUAUAAGGCCAACUUCAAGUUUGGUCAAAGGUCACGAGAUGUAAUCCCAACACUAAACCUAACCCCGGACCUAGCCCUAACGCUUACCUAUAUAGACUCUUGCCAACAAUCACGUGCCCUAACCUUAAUUACAUCUCAGAGACCUUGACGAAAAUUGAGGGUUUUUUUAAAGUCACAUGUGAUCGGUUGUAGUUCCGGAAUGCAAGAAUGAUAUUUAAGGAGAUCGAAUUAAGAUACAUUUCUAUCGUACACUUAAAUUCUAAGUAAGAAACUAAGUACAGUGUAUUGGUUUAAUUGUAUAUAUAGCCUGUCUAGUCACCAUUUACGUCUACUGUUCACACAAUACCCAAAAUUAGGCCUAAAUUUUUAAAUUUGAUAUGUGUGUACGCGUGGGUGGAGUGGGGUGUAAACAAAAUGAAACGAAUUGUACUUCAAUAGUAUUUGAUUGUAAAUCAUGAUUUUUACAUGAUAAUAAUAUUUAAAACCGAAUGUCGCAGGUCACCAUGUUAAUUCUUUACCCGGUUUUCACUUUUCCACAACUUGGAAGUACAUCUAGCAUACACGUAAAUAUGUAACUACACUCCAAAGCCUGCAGAAAAUGUUAAUUCUGGACAAGAAAGUCAACAGAGACCGCUAUGCAAAGGAUGGUUGCAGUACUGUGAAUCACAAAGAACUACCUUACGGCUAGCCCCCGGAUCCAUUCACUUGAUUUGAUAUUUGUUUAUUUGGUGCAAUGUCUAUUUUCUGUCUUGUCCGCAGGUUUAUCGUGUAGAUUUGUGUUUUACGUGUAGUGUGGUCCUCCUGCACUUACUACUAUAGACCGUUAUACAAGACAGAACGAUGGAAGCAGAUGUGAAUUAGGACGAUGGCCGUAAUGACUACAAUCUAUUUUGAUAUGUUAUGUUCCUGUGUGCUGUAUUGAUUGAUAGAAUUAUAGAUGUAAUAACUUUUAACGUGUGUUCCUGUAUUGUUAAAAUAAAGAAGUCAAAUACA